AUGGCUUUCCCACUCACUUCUGUGUAUACAGCUUCUAAACCAACUAUUUUCUUGCCAACUACACUCAUUUCUUUUCUUCUCCUUUACAGUGGAAUCUUUGCAUAUGCACAGAUCGAAACCAUGAGCAUCGGAGCAAUCAUCGACGAUAAUACUCGUACCGGAAAAGAAGUGAACGCAGCCAUAAAAGUAGCUGCUCAAAACUUCAACAGCUCCUCUAUGUACCACAGAGUAUCUCUUCAUUUUCACAACCCUGGUGGAAAUCGCCUCCAAGCAGCUUAUGCAGCUGAAGAACUUAUUAAAGAGAAUAAUGUGCAAGCCAUUAUAGGCAUGGAGACAUGGGAGGAAGCAGCAUUAGUCGCUGAAGUCGGAAACCGAGCUCAAGUACCCAUCGUCUCCUUUGCAUCAGUCAUCCUCCCACAACCACUAACGCCGCCUCGGUGGCCUUUCUUGGUGCAAAUGGCUACCAAUGUUACUGAACAAAUUAGAUGCAUCAUGGAGAUUGUUUGCUCAUUCAACUGGCGAAAAGUCAUAGCAAUCUAUGAGGCUGACUACCAUGGAACCGAUUCCGGAAUGUUUGCUACAUUAUCUGAUUCACUCCAUGAUCAUGGCGUAGAAAUUGAAUAUCGUCUGGUUCUUCCACCAUUUUUCUCUCUAUCUGAUCCAAAAGGCUUUGUUAGUGAAAAUGUAGCUGAGCUGUUGAGUAAACAAUCCAGGGUUUUUAUUGUUCUUCAAAUAUCUUCAUCAAUGGCUGCUCAUUUGUUUAGACAAGCAAAGCAGAUGAGGCUUAUUGGGAGAGAUUCAGCAUGGAUAAUUACAGACCCGUUUGCGAGCCUCUUGGAUUCUGUUAAUACUUCUGUUAUAUCCUCCAUGGAAGGUGCUCUAGGAAUCAAGACAUAUUUUGUUGAAGACAGUAGGUCUUUUCUGGACUUCAGGCGACAGUUUCGGCGAGUUUUCCGAUCAGAUUACCCUGAGGAAGAUAACUCCGAGAUGGGAAUUCAUGCCCUACGAGCAUAUGAUAGCCUUACUACCAUCGCAAAUGCCAUAAACCGAGCAGGUAGUAGCAGUAAUGGUUCAACUACACUACUGAAGAGUAUUUUAUCAAGCAACUUCACUAGUUUAAGUGGUGAUAUUCGUUUUCAUAGAGGAGAGCUAGCAGGGUCCUCUCUAUAUAGAAUUGUAAAUGUUGUUGGAAAAAGAUACAAAGAGCUCGGCUUUUGGUCAUCGACGAUAGGAUUUUCAAAGAGCCUUGUUAAUGAAGAAAGUGACCAAAAAACAAGGGGUGAUUCCAUGGACACUUUGGCCAGUUUGGUGAGUUGGCCCGGGGACCUAAAACGAACUCCACGAGGAUGGUCGAUGCCUAGUGAUGCAAAGCCUAUGAAGAUCGGAGUUCCGGGAAAAACUACUUUCCAAAAAUUUGUGAAGGUGGAUUGGAAUUCAAGUUUGAAUGAAUGGAGUUUUUCUGGUUUCUGCAUUGAUGUCUUCUAUGAGGCGCUCAAAAUUUUGGAGCAAAGUUAUCCCCUACCUCAUGAAUUUGUACCAUACAAUGGCACUUACAAUGACCUAGUUGAUCAUGUGGCUAACCAGACAUUCGACGUUGUGAUCGGUGACGUAACCAUAUUGGCCAAUCGAUCAAAGUAUGUGGAAUUUACUCAGCCAUACGCCGAAUCAAGUUUGUCAAUGAUAGUAACAGUAAAGUCUGAGCAUGGAAAAGCAUGGAUUUUCUUGAAGCCUUUCACCACAGAAAUGUGGGCAGUGACUGCUGCCAUUUUGCUCUACACUGUGUUCAUAGUCUGGCUCUUGGAGCGUCAAUCGAAUCCGGAGUUUGCAGGCCCAUGGCAAAAUCAACUGGGGACUUCACUUUGGUUCACAUUCACCUCACUGUUCUUUGCACAGAGGGAAAGGGUUCACAACAGUUACACUCGCGUAGUGGUGGUGGUAUGGCUCUUCGUUGUCUUAGUCUUAUCCUCAAGCUACACUGCGAGCUUCUCCUCAAUGCUCACUGUCCAACGCCAAGAAUCGAACAUAACAGACAUAGAGUGGCUAAAGAAGAACAAUGCACCAGUAGGCUGUGGCAUCAAUUCGUUUAUAAAACUGUAUCUGCAAAAUGUGCUUAAAUUUGACUCCAGAAACAUCAAGAGGGUCAGCAGCGAAUACGACUACCCAACCGAAUUCGAGAGUGGCAAUAUCACUGCAGCAUUUGUUGAACUUCCUUAUGCAAAGGCGUUCAUGAAUCAUUUUUGCAAGGGGUACACUGUUGCCACACCCACAGAUGGAGAUGUUCACAGAUUUGGAGGCUUUGGAUUUGUAUUUCAGAAAGGCUCUCCAAUUGUUAAAGAUGUCUCCCAAGCUAUUCUGACCUUAUCAGAGAAUGGUAGGUUGGAACAAUUGGAAACUCAAUGGUUUACUCCUUCUCCCAAGUGUCUAAACUCUCAAACUCCUGACAAGAUUGAUAGCUUGAGUUUUCAAAGUUUUUGGGGUCUCUACCUCUUCUCAGCCUUCAUUUCCACCAUAUGUUAUCUAUUAUUUGCAACUCACCAGUCAUACAAGGGAGAUAUUACUUUGAAUUAUAGCACUAUGUUGAAUAAGUUGUCCGGGUUAGUAAAGUAUUUUCAUAUCAUAGUGAGAAAACUUCAUGGUACAACUCCAAACACUGUUCAACCAUUAGGGGUUUAUGAAUGCAACUCUUCUUGUACUGAGUACACAAGUUCUUCAGAGACUCCAGAGCAAUCUCAAGCACCGACGUCAAUUGAAGUUAAAGUUACCAAUCCUGAUGAAGAAAGACGUGUUCCUUUGUGA
Messenger RNA from Ilex paraguariensis (yerba mate), 2796 nucleotides. NCBI's taxonomy places the organism in Eukaryota, Viridiplantae, Streptophyta, Magnoliopsida, Aquifoliales, Aquifoliaceae. The record is from the annotation of a GenBank genome assembly.